AUGGCUACCGAGUCGUCAACAGUGCCGCCGCCGCUGCGCAUCGUGAUCUGCCCGUGGCUCGCGUUCGGCCACAUGCUCCCGUACCUGGAGCUCGCCGAGCGCCUGGCGUCGCGUGGCCACCGCGUGUCCUACGUCUCCACGCCCAGGAACCUCGCGCGCCUGCCGCCGCGGCGCCACGCCGUGGACCUCGUGGCGCUCCAGCUCCCACGGGUGGAGGGCCUCCCCGAGGGCGCCGAGUCCACCAACGACGUCCCCGGCGACAGGCUCGAGCUGCUCUGGGAGGCCUUCGACGGCCUCGCCGCGCCGUUCACGGAGUUCCUGAGCGCCGCGUGCGCCGGUGACGAGGUGAGCCGGCCGGACUGGAUCUUGGUCGACACGUUCCACCACUGGGCGCCCGCCGUCGCCGUGGAGCACAGGGUGCCGUGCGCGAUGCUCCAGCCCAGCGCGGCCACGAUAGCGGCGUGCGCGUGCGGGGCGAGGGACCGCACGGAUCCCGCCGCGGCCUCCAUAUUCGAGCACCUCACCACCGUGGAGGAGCCACCGGCGGGCAUGCCGCGCUACGAGUGGGAUGGGGACGCGGCGUUGUUCACACAUGUCGGCACGUCAGGUAUGUCGAUCGCCCGGCGCAUCACCUUGACGCUGGAGGGGUGCGCGAUCACCGCCAUGCGGAGCUGCCCCGAGUGGGAGCUCCACGCCUUCUCGCAUGCCGCCGCGCUCCUCGGCAAGCCACUCCUCCCACUCGGCCUCCUGCCGCCAUCGCCGGACGGAGGCCGCGGAGCCGGCAUGAACAGAGACGACGCCACCGUGAGGUGGCUGGACGCGCAGCCACCCAAGUCGGUCGUCUACGUCGCGCUGGGCAGCGAGGUGCCGCUGCGCGUGGAGCUGGUCCACGAGCUGGCUCAUGGGCUCGAGCUCGCCGGAACGCGAUUCCUCUGGGCGCUGAGGAAGCCCAGGGGCGUUCCUGACGCUGAUGUCCUCCCUCCGGGCUUCCUGGAGCGUACGCACGGCCUUGGCAUGGUGACCACGAGCUGGGUGCCGCAGAAUACCAUACUGGCGCAUGGCGCCGUGGGCGCGUUCUUGACGCACUGUGGACGGAACUCGCUCACCGAAGGGCUUCUGUAUGGGCACCCUCUGAUCAUGCUACCGAUCUUCGCCGACCAAGGUCCAAAUGCGCGUCUCAUGGCAGGGAGGAAGAUUUAG
Messenger RNA from Miscanthus lutarioriparius, 1200 nucleotides. The record is from the annotation of a GenBank genome assembly. Lineage: Eukaryota; Viridiplantae; Streptophyta; Magnoliopsida; Poales; Poaceae.